Cannabis sativa is the source of this 1026-nucleotide messenger RNA. Its product is annotated as nudix hydrolase 10. The record is from RefSeq and is a predicted model, not a curated record. Gene Ontology annotation, molecular function: NADH pyrophosphatase activity; NAD binding; ADP-ribose diphosphatase activity. Lineage: Eukaryota; Viridiplantae; Streptophyta; Magnoliopsida; Rosales; Cannabaceae. The transcript is spliced from 9 exons. The coding region runs from base 44 to 907 and encodes 287 amino acids.
ACAAAAACGGUUUUCUAAUCAUUUUUCGAAUUCAGUGAGAACAAUGGCAAAUUCAUCAGUAGGAGUGGAAAUUGUUCAUGAAAAUGGGACCCAACAACAGGUUGUUGAAAUUGAAGAGUUACUUCUUCCUGCAACUAAUGAUGAUCAUGGUGGAAUCAUUGUUGAUAUGAAGGAGCCUAUGGAGCCUUCUUGUUUUGCUACUUUGCUCAGAGCUUCCAUGUCACAAUGGAGGAGACAGGGAAAAAAGGGUGUUUGGAUAAAAUUGCCCAUUGAGCUGGUAAACCUAGUUGAAACUACAGUAAAGGAGGGGUUUAGAUAUCAUCAUGCUGAGCCACAGUACUUGAUGCUUGUUUACUGGAUCCCUGAAACUCCAAGUACAAUUCCUGCGAAUGCUUCACACCGAGUUGGCAUUGGCGCGGUUGUCAUUAAGGAUGAAAAUCAGUUACUUGUGGUGCAAGAAAAAGCUGGUGUAUUCAAAGGAACAGGUGUGUGGAAAAUUCCCACUGGAGUUGUUGAUGAGGGGGAAGAUAUUUUUCAAACAGCUAUAAGAGAAGUGAAAGAAGAAACUGGAAUUGAUACUGAAUUUUUGGAGGUAUUAGCAGUAAGGCAAACUCACAAGGCAUACUUUGAAAAAUCGGAUUUGUUGUUUAUGUGCAUGCUGCGACCCGUGUCUUUCGAUAUACAGAAACAAGAUCUAGAAAUUGAGGCUGCACAGUGGAUGUCAUUCAAGGAAUAUGCAGAACAACCAUUGAUGAAGCAACAACAUGGAUUUUUCAAGUGCAUAAAUGACAUAUGCUUAAAAAAGCUUCAUGGGACUUACAAUGGAUUUUCACCUCAAAUUACAAAAUCAUCUUUUACUAGUCGAUCAAGUUAUGUAUAUUUGAAUGAGAAAGACUUCAAUAAUUGAUCCCCACUUACUACUUCUCCCUCAUAAUAUUAAUCAUUUUAUGUAUCAUUUCCUCAUCAAUUAUGUACUUGGUUUGAUUGUCCUAUAUUAUAAUAAGAUGGCUCUCACUCUUUUAUGAA